AUGGUGAGGGACGACUUGUACAUAACGGUGCCGAGCUACUUCCGGUGUCCGAUUUCGCUCGACGUGAUGAAAUCCCCCGUCAGCCUCUCCACCGGCGUCACCUACGACCGCUCCAGCAUCCAGCGCUGGCUCGACUCCGGCAACAACACCUGCCCGGCGACGAUGCAGGUCCUCGACACAAAGGAGUUCGUCCCCAACGCCAACCUCCACCGCCUCAUCCAGACCUGGUCCAGCCAAAACCGCCACAAUCCGCUCGACGACUCCUCGGCCGAGUCGGCAUCGCCGCUCUCCCCGGACAAAAUCCAGCUCGUCGUCAAGGAAAUCGGAGGCGAGGAGAAGGAAUCCGGAAGAAAUUGCUCCUUCGACGACCUGUCGAAAAUCGCGUCUUUUGCCGAGGAAUCCAGCGAGAAUCGGAGGUUCCUGGCGAAGAUGGACGGAUUCGUCGCAAUGCUCGCUGCUCUCCUGAUUCAUUCGGAUGACAAGGAUCUUUCCCCGCCGGUGGUGGAGCUUGCGGUUAGGGUUUUGGAUUCGGUGUCGACCGAAUUUGGGGAUUUUCACGAGCUGAAGCGAUUGUUACUGAUUCCAAAGGAGAAAUCCCCCAAUUCGCUGCCGCCGUCGCUCCUCCGCGUCAUGAAACAGGGGAGCAGCCGGCCGGAAUCGCGAAUCGCAGCGGUACGGAUCAUCCAAUCAAUCGCCAUCGACGCCGAAUCGAAGCUCGCUGUGGCGGAAAGCGACGGAUUACUGCUCCACCUGGUCAAUUCCAUCGCUCCACGGACCGAUCCGCCUCUCAUCGACGCCGUCCUCUCGUGCCUGAUCUCGAUCUCAAUGCCGAAGCGCGUGAAGCCGCAGCUCGUCCGCCUGAGAGCGAUCGGGAAGCUCCGCGAGGUCCUCAGAUCCCCGUCGGUCCCGGCCCCGACGGCGGAGAAGGCCCUGAAGCUGCUCGAGUCGGUCUCGUCGUGCCGGGAAGGGAUGGCGGAGCUGUGCGGGGACUCCGGCUGCGUGGAGGCGGUGGUGAGGAAGGCGAUGAAGGUGUCCGACGCGGCGACGGAGGUCGCGGUGACGAUACUGUGGACGGCGUGCUACCUGUUCAGGGACCAGAAGGCGGCGGACGCGGUGGUCAGGAGCAACGGGCUGACGAGGAUCCUGCUGCUGAUGCAGAGCAACUGCUCGCCGGCGGUGAGGGGGAUGUCGACGGACUUGUUGAGGAUUUUCCGGGUGAAUUCCAAGUCGUGCCUUUCUAGUUACGACACCAAGACCACCCACAUUAUGCCGUUUUGA
This is a messenger RNA of Linum tenue, 1278 nucleotides long. The record is from the annotation of a GenBank genome assembly. Lineage: Eukaryota; Viridiplantae; Streptophyta; Magnoliopsida; Malpighiales; Linaceae.